This is a messenger RNA of Suhomyces tanzawaensis NRRL Y-17324, 1518 nucleotides long. RefSeq lists its product as uncharacterized. Lineage: Eukaryota; Fungi; Ascomycota; Pichiomycetes; Serinales; Debaryomycetaceae. The transcript has a single exon. The annotation marks the transcript as partial. The record is from RefSeq and is a predicted model, not a curated record.
AUGAGUGAGCUCUACUUUUUGAGGCACGGCCAGCGAAUAGACCAUGCGUUGGCCCAGAACCCCGAUGCCACUCCCUUGACUUCCGACUACCACCAGUACGACCCGUCGUUGGCGUCGUCUGCCACGGCUCAAAUCAACAAGGUGGCCUCAGACAUAGCUGGGUCCACCACGGCUUUCACAGCAGACGCCGACUCCGGACCCGCCAGAAAGAACGUGUUCAUCCACUUCAGUCCCUACUUGCGCUGCUGCCAGACAGCAGACCUCUUGAUCACCGACCUCAAGGCUGUGUUCCUGCAAAAGUACCCUCACUACAAGGUGCGGUUCCAGCUUCUAGGAGACUUUGCGUUGAGCGAGUGGAUUCACGACAGAAUGAGGGACAAGCCCCCAUUCAUCGACUCCAACGACGCCUACAACAUGUACACUCCCAACGUCAAAGCAAUGGCCAACAAGUCAGCAUGCUCCAACUUCAGACCCACCACCAGCUUGGGGCCCUUCAACGGACCAGACUUGAGCUACAAGGACUACCAGGCCAGGUGCAAGAACUAUUUCCAGAAGUUGCUAGCCACCUACGACAAGCCUGCGUACAUGCGCAACAACGACAUCAUCAUCGUGAUAUCGCAUGGGUACGUCAUCAACAACUUCAUCUCGUACUUCAUCAACCACCCCAUCUUCGACGAGAUCCCCGAAGCUGCCAUCAACUACGCCAGACGCAUCAGGCUCGACGAGCUGGCCGCAGAUGACGACGACUUUGCUCCCGAAAACUAUACCUGGAAGUUGCUCAAGGACUCGUUAGACAUGUUCGUGCACGACGACGUGGAUACCACGUUGAACCUCGAGAACGACGUGGUCUACUACCAGACCACAUUCAUCAAGCGUGACGAGUUGAAGAACCCCAAGCCUGAGUCGUCGCUCCAGUUGCCAGCGUUCGAAAACCCCAGACCUUCGUUCAAAAUCGAGCUGGCCAAGGAUAACCACGAGAGCCCAGUUGUGGCUAAGAACUAUAACCCGCUAUGCUCGUCUGCUCGAGACUGGUCGCCCCAGAAAAUUAAGCAUUUUAAAAUCAAGGCCGAUUUCAAGUUGAAGGUCAUGAACGACGAGUCGUUCAAGAGGACGUUCAGCCUCAACAAUAAACCCAUCAAACCCAUCAGUCCUGAAGUAUCGCCUAAUUCCGAACCCACCAGAUCCAAUUCUGUGAUUGACUUGACCAAGCUUCUGGGAAACGACGAUAUUUACAAGCCGUUGCAAUUGAAGUAUUCUUCGGCUUCAGAAGUUCCCGUCCAUACAUUAAACUCAAAAGUCAACUCUCAGGUCAAUCUAGCACAAGCAUUGAGAUCGGGAGGUUCCUCAAAUGAUAACUCUUCAGUCGACUUGCCAAAAUACGUUGCAUCUCUUACCAACAGACGAAGAUCCACAUCCAACCCUGGUGCGGUGUAUGUGGCCCACAGUGCCAAAGAUUCUUACUUUCCCCUGGGUGUUAGUAAGGUCAAGUCCUUGGGGUCCGACUAUUCGCUUGACUCG